AUGGCGAAAUUCACCUUGAGCACUACUCAAAAGAACAAAUCUGUAUUACUUCCGAAAGGGUUUUCUUACAUUAUUGAUAAAACAACUAUUGAUAAAACUUAUUGGAAAUGUGAACAUGCUCGAAAACUUAAAUGUAAAGGUCGAGUUCAUACUGAUUAUAUUAAUACAACAUUAUUAUAUGAAAAUGAUAAUCAUAAUCAUAGCGAUAAUGAGGUUUCAAUUGAAAUUAGAAUAUUUGAAGGAAAAGUUCGUGAUCGAGCAAUUAAUCGUAAUGAAACUACCCAAGCUGUUAUUGAUAAUUGUCUGACGAAUUUAUCUGAUUAUGCCGUUGCUCGUCUUCCUGACUUCAAACAUAUUAAACGAAAUAUUCAAAAUCGACAUGAACAAAAUGAUUUAUCAAAAAUCUCUCAUGAUAAAACAUUUAAUCGAAUUCCGAAUAAAUUAGCAACAACAAAAAGAAAUACUACAUUUCUACAAUAUGAUUCUGGUCCAGACAAUGAUUGA
This is a messenger RNA of Rotaria sordida, 504 nucleotides long. NCBI's taxonomy places the organism in Eukaryota, Metazoa, Rotifera, Eurotatoria, Philodinida, Philodinidae. The record is from the annotation of a GenBank genome assembly.